Nanorana parkeri is the source of this 2364-nucleotide messenger RNA. It is a transcript of the gene ZC3H3, whose product is annotated as zinc finger CCCH-type containing 3. NCBI's taxonomy places the organism in Eukaryota, Metazoa, Chordata, Amphibia, Anura, Dicroglossidae. The coding region runs from base 28 to 2364 and encodes 778 amino acids. The transcript has 11 exons. Gene Ontology annotation, molecular function: metal ion binding. The record is from RefSeq and is a predicted model, not a curated record. Gene Ontology annotation, cellular component: nucleus.
GCUGAUGACGGAGAGACAGCAGCCGACAUGGAGGAGGAAAGAGAGAGUCUGAGGAGACAGAUCCAGCAGCUGCAGGGUCUUAUUAGCAGACACAAACAUAUGCAUGGCAAUGCUCCAGCAACCACAGCACCAGCACAACCAAGAUGGCGGAACCCAUCACAGCCACAGUACAGGCCUCGAGGUUCUUUCCGAGGAGGGGCUGCCACGACCGCGUACCAACCGCGACAGCCUGGUCUUAGCAGCACAUGGCGAGCACAGUACUCCCUGGUAAAUAGGACUUCUCGUGGAGCAGAACACAACCUCCCCCAUCCCGUGGUGGUUCCAAGCGGCAAUCCAGCGAAUCUUCCCAAUAAGGGGAAUGCAGAGAAAGUCACAGCGGACAAUAAUACACCCAAAGCUGCAACAGUCAGCAAAGUUCCAGGGAACCUGAUUGUCCCCAACAAUAAUAAUAAUAGAACACUCGCUGUGCCUAAAGCAAAAUGUCCGCCUCCCACCAGCACCCAGAAGCCGCUGUCAGAUGAAGCCGCUCUGCCCUCUACGUCUGCAGAGUGGGGCGUCAGACUCAGGAAAAAUUCCCAGGGGUCUUCCAGGGGACCUUGUGUGACCCCUCUUCAGGUUCCUCAGAUAUCCCAGAACUUAUCCAAAGCAACCCGGGGAUCUGCAGGAACGCUGCCGCCUUCCAAUAACCUCCCCGUUCCGUUCCCCAAGUCUGCCAUUGGCUCUCCUCCCUCAAAUGUCGGUGCCGCCAAAAACAGACUCGUCAGCCCCGCCUCUUCCCUGAACCCACCUAAAAACACUCUGCCUGCCGUCACCACAUCCAGGGUGCUCAGGUCUUCCAAGACUAAAUACACCUGGGUGGCCGCUUCUCCUAAAACAAAUUCGGUUGUGAAGAAAGUCAGCCCAAGCGCAAAGAAAGUCAGCGCAGCUACGGAGAAAGUCAAAACUCCAACCGGUGGGAACAUAGCCAAAGCAAAGAAGAACAGCCCACACCAAAAAUGUGCGCCCAAAAACCGCUACAAGUGGAAAGCUCAGCCCGCGGCCGGCACCGUGUCCGUGCCGGUCUCUUCCAGCCAAGCUGCCGUUAACAGAACCGCUCCGGGGCCGCAGACUCCUGAAAUGAAGUCGUCACAUUCCGCAGGGAGCGGCGGUGCUGCCUCUUUCAGGGACUCUGGGAAUUCCAGCUACAAAGUGAAGAGCCGAACCAAGCUAGUGAGGAGACGGAGCACAUCGAGGUCUCCUGUAGAGAAGAAGGCCCCCCCUCUACCUCCUCUGACUGUGAAGAGUCGCUACGUCCUGCGCAGGAAGAGCUUGCCCCGGGUAAAGUCCCCGGUGACUGUGAAAAAAAGUUCCCCGCGUGGGCUGGUACAUCUCUCCAAACACCGCCUGAGAAGACUUCCCCCCACCAGGCCACAUCACCCUGCACAAGCAGGCACCCCGUUGUCCUCUGUGAAGACCCCCUCUUCUAGUCGGAUGAUAAAGACACGUUACAGGAUUGUGAAGAAAAUCAGCAGCCCUCCUCUCAUCUCCUCCCCAUGGUCUACACUAAACACGUCUCAUUACUGGAGGAGCCGGCUGCUCCUGGCAAACCGGAUGCGUCAGCUGUGCCAGGCCCGGAGAACCCAACCCCACCAGAGAUGGAGGAAGAGUCUCCGCUGCAUCGAAGGCUCCAUCUACCAAGUCUCCGCCAACAAGCUCUCCAAGACGUGGAGCCCCGGCGCUGCCAGCAAGUCGACGCCGAAAACCGGGAAAGCAGAUGUGAGCAGCGUCAGCCCCAGCACCCUGUACUCCAGUCGGACAGCCACCCCCACGCGGUAUUUUGCAAGCCGAGCCGUCCAGCGCAGCCUGGCCAUCAUACGGCAAGCGCAGCAGAAGAAGGCGAAGAAGGAGUACUGCAUGUAUUAUAACCGAUUUGGGAGAUGCAAACGCGGUGACAGCUGUCCCUUCAUACAUGACCCCGAGAAAGUGGCUGUGUGCACCAUGUUUCUACGAGGCACCUGCAAACUCACCGACGGGACCUGCCAAUUCUCUCAUAAAAUAUCAAAAGACAAGAUGCCAGUGUGUUCGUACUUCUUGAAGGGGAUCUGUCGCAGAACGGACUGUCCUUACAGCCACGUCUAUGUCUCCAGGAAGGCUGAGGUGUGCCAGGACUUCCUCAAGGGUUACUGCCCCAUGGGAGCCAAGUGUAAGAAGAAGCACACGUUGCUGUGCCCGCACUACUCCCGGAGCGGCACCUGUCCGGAUGGCACCAAGUGCAAAUUGCAGCACCGCCAAAAGAAGAGGCGAACUGACAUCCCAACGCCGGAUCCUGAAUUCCCGCCCCCAAGCUGCAAGCAGAAGAGGAAAGCAAAGGAGGAUUCUGGGUAA